UCGGUAUAACUGAGAAGGAAAAAGAAAAGGACAGAGCGGCGGUUGGUUGGCGAGUUCGUCUUUGGACAGGUGCGAAGCUGCGGCCAUGGAGGUGCCGCCGCCGCCGCCCGCCCGAGGCUGGGGAGGGUCUGCGGGGGCUGCGUGCGAGCCCAAGCUCCGCCUCGGCGCCCCGCAGCAAGCCUGAGGGGCGGCCUCCAACCCUGCUGAGGUGGCCUGGCAAGGAGCCUGGGGGCGCCGGCCGGCCGAACUGCACGCUGACCUAUCUCCUCCUCUGCCUCUCCCGCCCAGCCGCCGCCGCCGCAGCCCCGGAGGGGGAGGCGCUUGGCUCUCGGAGAGUGGGGGGGGGGGGCGUCUCGUUGAGGGCGCCGCCAAACCAACCUCUCCUCCGCCUCGCUUGACGCUUCUCUCCCGCAGGGACCGUCGCCCCGUCCCUUGCCUUCCUCGGGCCGCCCCUGUGGAGACGACGCUGCGCCUUUCCCUCCGCCUCCUUGGCUGAAAUUCUUGGAUAGGCCGGUCCAGAGCGGCGCUCUGUCGAAAAGCCGAAGCGAAGGACUUCUUGGCCUCUUGGGAAUCCUUUUCCGUGUCCAGCUUUUUGAUUCAGGGGUUUCUGACUCGCUUCAGUAAGCCGUUGCCUCGCUGUCUUCCUGCCAGCUGCGAUGGGGCUUUGAAUAGAUCCGGGCUUCUGUCUUAGGAGUUGGUUGUUGGGUUUUCAAAACAAGAGAGCGUAGAGCUUUUUCCUUUCUUUCCUAAUCCGUAUCAUUUUAAACUUCCGCAACGAUCUCAGUGGACGGAAGGGGCUGCGUACUUGCCGGGCACCCAGGAUGGUUCUCCUUUUCGUGUGCUAGUAAUCCCUUUUUGACUAUGGCAUGGAAUAACUGAUGGAUUUAUGCACUCAGCAGACAUAAAGCCAUUAAUUGGGCAAAGGUUUUGACGAUAAAAAUUAACAGAAGGCACUCCUAAGGGCUGAAGAUGAUCCUAAAGUGUCUCUUACCUUCCUGGAACUGUUUACCUCCUGUGCCCGUUUUGGUCCUAUUUCAUUGUUAUAUUCUUCUAGCUAGUGCAGAUAAUGGUAAUCAAGCAUACUAUUCAGCCCUGGUAAAUGUGACUGUAUGGAAUUCUGAGCGGUCUACACCUACUUUAAUACGACUGGACCGUGGACGCUAUGGGCAGCAUUCUCCAAAAGUAGCUGUCAAAGGCCUACUUGUGGCGCCUUUACCAAUCAAUGGAGUUGCAGAUCGUUUAGGCUGUGAUUCUCGAACACGUUUUCAAGUUCCUCCAAAUACCAAACAGUGGAUUGCCCUGCUGCAGCGAGGAAAUUGUACUUUUAAAGAAAAAAUACUGCGAGCAGCUUCACACAAUGCUUCAGCUGUGGUAAUUUACAACAAUGUAUCCAGUGAGGAGCCUGUCACUAUGAUUCAUCAAGGAACUGGAGACAUCGUUGCUGUCAUGAUAACAGAAUCAAAGGUUAAAGAAAUCCUGAAUUACUUAGAAAAAAACAUGUCUGUCCUAAUUGCAAUAGCAGUUGGAACCCGCCAUCAAACUAAAAAUUUUAGUCGUAGCUCUCUUGUCUUCGUAUCAAUAUCGUUUAUAGUACUGAUGAUCAUUUCUUCAGCUUGGUUAAUAUUUUAUUUCAUCCAAAAGAUCAGAUACACAAGCACACGUGAUCGAAAUCAGCGUCGUCUUGGGGAUGCUGCCAAGAAAGCUGUUGGCAAACUGACAACAAGGACUGUAAAGAAGGGUGAUAAGGAAACAGAUCCAGACUUUGAUCAUUGUGCUGUCUGCAUUGAAAGUUACAAGCAGAAUGAUGUUGUCCGCAUUCUGCCCUGCAAGCAUGUUUUCCACAAAACCUGUGUGGAUCCAUGGCUCAGUGAACACUGUACCUGUCCUAUGUGUAAACUGAACAUUUUGAAAGCCCUGGGAAUUGUGACAAACGUUCCAUGUGCUGACAAUAUGGCCUUUGACAUGGAAAGGCUCACCAGAGGCCAACUAGGCAACAGGAGAUCAGUACUUGGUGAACUCAGCAGUGACAGCACGCUAAGUCUUGAGCCCCUGCGUACGUCUGGCAUAUCACAAUUUCCACAGGAUGGGGAGUUGACCCCAAGGACAGGAGAGAUCAACAUUGCUGUAACUAAAGAAUGGUUUAUUAUUGCCAGCUUUGGCCUCCUGAGUGCCCUAACACUCUGCUACAUGAUCAUCAAAGCCACAGCUAGCUUAAAUGCUAAUGAGGCUGAGUGGUAUUGAAGAAAUACUUUGACAAAUUGCCUUGGAGAGCCAAUCACCUAUUUUUGUGCUUCCUUUGUUGAUUAUAUAACAAAACUAUAUGUUUAGUACCUUCUAUUUUCAUAAUUUGCUAAUGCCAAAGCUUCGUAUUAAGGAAAAGAAUCAAUAAAACUUUAAUUAUAAAAGCCUUAA
Eublepharis macularius is the source of this 2412-nucleotide messenger RNA. RefSeq names its product ring finger protein 130 (gene RNF130). NCBI's taxonomy places the organism in Eukaryota, Metazoa, Chordata, Lepidosauria, Squamata, Eublepharidae. The record is from RefSeq and is a predicted model, not a curated record. The transcript has 9 exons. The coding region runs from base 970 to 2241 and encodes 423 amino acids.